Messenger RNA from Lepidothrix coronata (blue-crowned manakin), 3003 nucleotides. It is a transcript of the gene TRPV3, whose product is annotated as transient receptor potential cation channel subfamily V member 3. The record is from RefSeq and is a predicted model, not a curated record. Gene Ontology annotation, biological process: calcium ion import across plasma membrane. NCBI's taxonomy places the organism in Eukaryota, Metazoa, Chordata, Aves, Passeriformes, Pipridae. Gene Ontology annotation, molecular function: calcium channel activity; protein binding. The transcript has 18 exons. Gene Ontology annotation, cellular component: membrane. The coding region runs from base 106 to 2433 and encodes 775 amino acids.
UGAGCUCUGGAUGUUGUUGCAGCAUCAGCAGGGCCCUGCUUUGAUCCUUGGGCCGUUCCGAGGCUCCUCGUCCCCGCCGGAAUGGAGGUGUCGUAAGCAGGGAACAUGAUUAAAGAUAACAACGAAGCUGUUCCACUAAUGGGCAAGAAAACAAAUCCGUCUGGAAUUCCCCCUUCAAACCAGCAAGAGAAAAAGGUGACUGAAAGCACCCCCACGAAGAAAAGUUCCCACUUUUUCCUGGAGAUUGAUGGUUUUGAAAGCAAUGCCACUCCAAAUAACACAUCUCCCCCUGUGUUUUCAAAACCAAUGGAUUCAAAUAUUCGUCCCUGUGCUUCUGGAAAUGGGGAAGACAUGGAUUCCCCACAGUCUCUUCAGGAUGAUGCCACUGAGUAUAGUCCUAAUGUAGACAGUUGCUGUGCUAACAUGUCCCAAGGACCUGAGCAGACCAGUGCCAGGAAGAAGCUGAAGCGAUUCCUGUUCCGGGCAGUGUCGGAGGGGAACGUGGAGGAGCUGCAGCGUCUGCUCGGGGAGCUGAAGGAGCGAUCCAGUGCCUGCACAAACAUGACUGUGCCAGAUUAUCUGAUGAAAAAAUUCACAGCUUCAGAUACCGGCAAAACUUGUCUGAUGAAAGCUCUGCUGAACAUCAACGAGAACACAAAUGAGAUAGUGAAUAUGCUCCUGUCCUUUGCAGAAGAAAAUGGUAUUCUGGAGAGAUUUAUCAAUGCAGCUUACACAGAAGAGGCAUAUAAAGGCCAGACAGCUCUAAAUAUUGCCAUUGAGAGGAGACAGUAUGAAAUAACCCAGAGCCUCAUAGAAAAAGGAGCUGAUGUCAAUGCUCGUGCCCAGGGUAUUUUCUUUAAUCCCAAACAUAAGCAUGAAGGCUUUUAUUUUGGUGAAACUGCCCUGGCAUUAGCUGCCUGUACCAACCAACCAGACAUAAUUCAACUGUUAAUGGACAAUGCCAGGACUAAUAUUUCUUCUCAGGAUUCCAGAGGAAACAAUAUCCUCCAUGCAUUAGUUACUGUGGCAGAGGACUCCAAGACUCAGAAUGAUUUCGUAAUCAGAAUGUAUGAUAUGAUAUUGUUGAAAAGUAAAGACAAAAAUUUGGAAACAACAAAGAAUAAGGAGGGUUUGACACCACUACAGUUGGCUGCAAAAACUGGGAAAUUAGAGAUUCUGAAAUACAUCCUGAGCAGAGAGAUCAGAGAGAAGCCAAACAGGAGCCUGUCAAGAAAAUUCACAGACUGGGCUUAUGGUCCUGUUCAGUCUUCUCUGUAUGACCUGACAGAACUGGACACCACUGCAGACAACUCAGUGCUGGAAAUCAUUGUCUAUAACACAAAUAUUGGUAAUCGUCAUGAAAUGCUGACUUUGGAGCCUCUGAAUUCCCUCCUGCGAAUGAAAUGGAAGAAGUUUGCACGACACAUGUUUUUUAUGUCCUGCUGUUUUUAUUUCCUGUACAAUGUAACUUUAACAUUAGUUUCCUACCACAGGCCUAAUGAAAAUAAAGCUCCACCUUAUCCACUUGCUCUGACACGUGGAGUGGGAUGGCUGCAGCUGUCAGGACAGGUGAUGGUUAUGUUAGGAGCAAUAUUUUUAGCCAUUAAAGAGAGUGUAGCCAUCUUUCUGCUCAGGCCCUCAGACCUGCAGUCAAUUCUCUCUGAUGCCUGGUUCCACUUUGCAUUUUUUAUACAAGCUUUGCUUGUGAUCUUCUCUGUCUUUUUGUACUUGUUUUCCUACAAAGAACACCUGGUGUGUCUUGUUUUGGCAAUGGCCCUUGGAUGGGCCAAUAUGCUCUAUUUCACCAGAGGUUUCCAGUCCAUGGGCAUUUACAGUGUGAUGAUUCAAAAGGUCAUCCUGCAUGAUGUGAUAAAAUUCUUAGUUGUCUAUAUCGUGUUUUUGCUGGGAUUUGGCGUAGCUCUUGCUGCCUUGAUUGAGACCUGCCACGAGGGCGGCGAAUGCCAUUCCAACAGCAGCCUGGGACCUGUGCUGAUGGAUCUCUUCAAGCUCACCCUGGGACUGGGGGAUCUGGAGAUCCAGCAAAACUCCAAGUAUCCUGUCCUGUUUCUUCUGCUCCUCAUAACUUUCGUUGUGUUGACUUUUGUUCUCCUCUUGAACAUGCUGAUUGCGUUGAUGGGAGAAACAGUGGAGGAUAUUUCUAAAGAGAGCGAGCACAUCUGGAAACUCCAGAGAGCCAGAACUAUUUUGGAAUUUGAAAAAUUCUUGCCAAAAUGUUUGAGGAAAAAAUUCCAGCUGGGGGAGCGGUGUAAAGUGGCUGAAAACGACACCAGGGUGUGUUUAAGGAUUAAUGAAGUGAAAUGGACCGAGUGGAAAACACAUGUUUCAUUUAUUAAUGAAGAUCCAGGGCCAACAGCCAAGCCUGCUGUGGGCAAAAUGAUCCCAAGGACUUUCUUACCCCAGAAGAGAGCAUGAGGGAAGGACAGCACAGAGCUGUUUGCAGGGAUUUGGGAACGUGGCUCUUGCUGCCCAACCAGCCUCCUACAGAUGCUGAAUCCUGUGUUUCCUACCACGGAUGGAUGGGAUCCAGUGGAAACCUUCAGUUAUGUUUGUACAGGGCAGAGGAAUUUGAGGGGAAGGACCUUCACAGACCAUAUAAUACCUGAGCAUUGUUUGCCUUUCUUAGGAGGAAAUGGGAGUAUGAGAAGAAAAAUUCCUGUGGUCUUGGAAUCUUUCAUCUUUGCUGGUUAAUUUUGCAUCGAAACUGCCAACGAAGGAUUUUGCCUUAGGACUCCACAGUUCUGUUUGGAUCCUUUUCAGUGCCAGUUCUUGUACAAAGGAAAAAUUAAAUACCUCUUCACACGUACUCAGGGGCCAGAGAGACCCGUGUUUCUGUGGGUUGUCACUGGACACAGGCUGAGAGGAUGUGCUGUGCCAGUGUCCAGGUACAAAACCGAAUGGACAAACUGAGGAAGGAGCUGAGGGGCUGUUUCUAAAAGUUCUUACUGAGGAAAUACCCUCCUUGUGUGGCCACAGAGCUCUGGC